Mycena citricolor is the source of this 12097-nucleotide messenger RNA. The record is from the annotation of a GenBank genome assembly. Lineage: Eukaryota; Fungi; Basidiomycota; Agaricomycetes; Agaricales; Mycenaceae.
UCUACACGUGCAUCUGGUUGCGUGAACACUCUCGGGAGCAAGUUCGCGUACGGGCGCGUGUCUGUCUUAAUGAGAUGUAGAUCACAGCCCUGUUCUCUACCACGAUGGCAUCCAUCGGCGGGACGUCUAAAAUCAUGCUGCGCCCCAUCGUUGUCUCUGCGGGACAGCUCAGGGUAUCGAUCCCGGUAUCUACCUCCACCGAUGAAUGGAUUUGCGCAGAGGUCCUCAGAGAUGAAUUCGCGCAAGAGCAAGCGACCACAGACAGCAUAGAAUCCACUGCCUCCUUAGAAAACGAGGCUGAAGCCACGAUCGAGCUCCAUGCUCGUUUCCUCGGCUUCGUUGCGCGAAAAGUGAAUGCAUCUGUUGAAUCCACCACUUCCAGGACCGCCCUUCUCCUCACGGUCUUCGCCCACUUCACCGCAGCGUACCUCGACGCUCGCGAUCUCCAUUCUCUCGCGGCAUCGUACGAUCCCGAAGUGCGCAAGACGAUCCUGAGCUCCUAUUACCUCGCUCUCGCAACGCUGCGUGAGCUCAAGGUCGCCGGCAUCCCCUCAUCUCCUCGACCAGCCUUGUUAUCCUCGGUUACUGCGAAGACGGCCUCCGUUUUCGCACUUUUCGGAGGUCAGGGCACGAACGAGGUAUAUUUCGACGAGCUUCAGUCGCUCUACGACAUCUACCAGCCAUUUGUCGCCCCCUUUUUGAAGACGGUUGUCUCUGACGUCCUAACGCCGUUGGCUGCCGGUCAAAACUCCACGCCAUACUUUGUCCAUGGCCUAGAUGUUCUUUCGUGGUUGUCUGGGGCGUCCCCGCGUCCAUCGAUACAGUACCUCGCAUCGGUCCCUGUCUCUUUCCCCCUCAUCGGUCUCACGCAACUCGUGCAGUACCUGGUGACCUGCCAUGUGUCUGGUCUGACACCGGGCGAAUACCGCGACACUCUUGCUGGCGCAACCGGCCACUCUCAGGGCAUUAUCUCAGCUGUGGCCAUAGCCGCAUCAACCUCAUUUGACUCGUUCACCGUCAAUGCUUCCAAAGCCCUUCGCUGGCUCUUCUUCUCUGGCCUCCGUGGCCAGCAGGCGUUCCCCGUCGCGUCUCUUGAGCCGGGCAUGGUCCAAGAUGCGAUCGAUGGAGGGGAGGGCACUCCAAGCCCUAUGCUAAUGGUGGCAGGCCUGCAGCUUUCUGAGCUCGAGGCCUACAUCAAGAAGACAAACACCCACCUUUCCGACAACGCCAAGAUUAGCGUCUCGCUGCAUAAUGGCCCUCGUGCGUUCGUGGUGACGGGCCCGGCACGCUCCUUGUUCGGACUAGUGACGAACUUGCGCAAGGUCCGUGCGUCCAGCGGACUGGACCAGAGCAAGACGCCAUUCUCUCAGCGCAAGCCGGUCUUCACCGUCCGAUUCCUUGUCGUCGGUGUUCCGUAUCACAGCGCCUACCUUUCGGACGCAACGGAGAAAGUUGUUGUUGAGGACCUGGGCGGAGAAGAGCUUUGGAAGAGCGAAGAGUUGAAGAUUCCCGUGUUCAACACCGAGGAUGGCUCCAACCUUGCCGAGCUGUCAGGAUCGAUCACUCGUUCACUUUGCGAGCAGAUUUUCGUCAAGCCGAUCCACUGGACGACUGCGACGGAUUUCCCUGAGACGGCAACACAUGCUGUCGACUUCGGCCCUGGGGGACUCAGUGGCAUCGGCCCACUUACGGCCAAGAACUUCAACGGACGUGGCGUUCGAGUCAUUGUCGUGGGAGACAGGGCUAAAGGAGACGCCGAGUUAUACGACUCACAGAGCGUCAAGUACGAGGAAUGGUGGAGCAAGAAGUUUGCGCCCAGUUUAGUCAAGACAUCCGACGGGACGAUCCAUCUGGACACCCCAUUCUCGCGCCUGUUGGGCAAGCCCCCUAUCAUGGUGGCUGGCAUGACUCCAUCGACUGUCCAGGCCGGGUUCGUCAGUGCAGUUCUCAACGCUGGCUACCACGUCGAACUUGCAGGCGGCGGGCACUACAACGCUGCUGCGCUCCGCUCGAAGGUCGCCCAGAUCCAGGCCAAGAUCCCGCCGGGUGUUGGUAUCACGCUGAACGCCCUGUACAUCAAUCCCCGCCAGUUCAACUUCCAGCUGCCGCUGUGGCAGGAGAUGCGCAGGGAGGGUCUUCCCAUUGAGGGCUUCUGCGUUGCUGCAGGCAUCCCGACGACUGAGAAGGCGGCCGAGAUCAUCGGCGGCCUGCGCAGUGCGGGCAUCCAACACAUCGCUUUCAAGCCCGGCUCGGUCGACGGUAUCCGCCAAGUUAUCAACAUCGCGGCGGCCAACCCCGACUUCCCCAUCAUCAUGCAGUGGACUGGCGGUCGCGCCGGGGGUCAUCAUUCGUACGAGGAUUUCCAUCAGCCCAUCGUCCACACGUAUCGGGCGAUUCGCCAGCAGAGCAACAUCUCGCUCGUCGGCGGCAGUGGCUUCGGUGCUGCGGAAGACGUCUGGCCUUAUUUGACGGGAGAGUGGUCUGCCCAGUAUCAGGUGCAACCCAUGCCGUUCGACGGCUUUUUGUUCGCCUCGCGUGUAAUGGUGGCGAAAGAGGCGCACACCAGUCCUUCCGUGAAGGAUCUCAUCGUUGCUGCGUCCGGAGUCGACGAUGCCCAGUGGGAAGGGACCUACACCAAACCGACUGGCGGCAUCCUCACAGUCAAGUCGGAGUUGGGCGAGCCCAUCCACAAGGUCGCCACGCGAGCGGUGAAGUUGUGGAAAGAGUUCGACGAUAGCGUCUUCAAGCUCCCCAAGGAGAAACGCCUGCCGUGGUUAGUAGAGCGCCGGGACGAGAUCAUUGCCAAGCUCAACAAGGACUUCGCUAAGCCGUGGUUUGGCUGGAAGAAGGACGAAAGCGUCGCAAAGGAGCUGGGGGAUAUGACUUACGAGGAAACGGUUCUGCGGAUGGUCCGUUUGAUGUUCGUCGCGCACGAGAAACGUUGGGUCGAUCUGUCUCUUCGCAAUCUGACGGGCGACUGGCUGCGCCGCGUCGAGGAGCGAUUUGCUGGUGUCAACGGCAGCGGCAAUAAGCCUUCCAUUCUCCAAUCCUACACGUCCCUCGACGACCCCCUGCCAUUUGUCCAGUCAUUCUUCAAGGAGUAUCCGAUCGCGACAACCCAAUUGCUUGCUGCCGAGGACUCGGCCUUUUUCCUUGCCAUCUCCCAACGCCCCGGUCAAAAGCCAGUCCCCUUUAUUCCCGUUCUGGAUGCCGGCUUCGAAGUUUGGUUCAAGAAGGACUCCCUCUGGGCAGCAGAAGACAUCGAAGCGGUCUUUGAUCAAGAUCCACAACGUGUCUGCAUUCUCCAGGGCCCGAUGGCCGUGAAGCACUCGAAGGUCAAGGACGAGCCGAUCAAGGACAUGCUCGGCAACAUCAACUUGCAACUGAUCAAGCGUCUCCUCGAGUCCAAAUACGCUGGUGACGAAAGCAAGAUACCGACUGUGGACUAUCUUGGAGCCAAGGUGGUCCCUGCCCGCACUGUUCCGUGCAUCAAGCGCUCCGAAGCCAAAGGCGAGACCGUCUUCCAAUUCGGGGAGAAUCUGCCCGAGGCCGCGUUGUGGCUGGAAACACUCGCCGGUCCCGAGGCGAACUGGUUGCGUGCGUUGACGACUUCGAGGACUGUCAUCCAGGGGACGUCGUACAUCGACAACCCCAUGGCUCGCAUUCUUGCACCGCGCGCAGGACAGAAGAUUGUCGUCGCCUACGACGGUACGGUACCUGCAUCCAUCACGGUGUUUGGGGCUGCACGGUCGUACGGCCCGCAUAAGCCGGACUUCAAGGCGCUUGAGAUCAAGUUCACUCAGUCGACGAAAUUGAUUGAGGUGACUUUGUUCGAGGACCGCCGGGACGUGGCUGUGCCGCUUUCGCUUCAGUUCGCAUACAAGCCCGAGCUCGGAUACGCUCCCAUCCACGAGAUCGCCGCCGAUCGCAACACGCGCAUCAAGGAGUUUUACUGGAAGCUGUGGUACGGCGACAAUGAGGUCCUACCGCAAAUCGACAUCAAGGAGACCUUCGUUGGUCCCGAGGUGACCAUCGAGGCCGCCGCCGUGGAGACCUUCUGUGCCGUUGUUGGCAACCAGGGCGAAUCUUUCCAGAGUGCGCGCAAUGACGCGAUCAGUGCUCCGAUGGACUUUGCCAUUGUCACCGGUUGGCAGGCUAUCAUCAAGUCGAUUUUCCCAGCUGCGAUCGACGGCGAUCUGCUCAAACUCGUUCACCUUUCCAACGGCUUCAAGAUGGUCGACGGAGCCGCUCCUCUGAAGGUCGGCGAUGUGUGCAAGGCCGAGGCGAACAUCGUCUCCGUCACAAACACCGAUCCCGGCAAGGUGGUCAAGGUCAAAGGCCACGUGAUCCGCGAUGGAAAGCCUGUCAUUGAGGUUGUUUCCGCCUUCCUCUACCGUGGCCGAUUCAGCGACUACGAGAACACAUUCGAGACGACCGAGGAGCCCGACUACAUCGUCACGCUCGCGAACGAUGCCGCCGUCGGCGUUUUGCGUUCGAAGGAGUGGUUCGAGUGGAUCGAUGAGAGCAAGCCUUUAUUGGCUGGGACCAGUCUCAUCUUCCGGGUGAAGAGCCAGGUGACAUUCAAGGACAAGACGUCGUACAAGAGCGUCUCCGUGUCGGGGGACAUCUUCGUCCGCAAUCAACUGAAGGCACUCGUGCUGGUCGGCUCCGUCGACUUCCACCAGGAGGCAUCGCUCGGAAACCCCGUCGUCGCGUACAUCCAGCGUCACGGCACACCCCAGGGUCUGAUGACCCCGCUCGCCAACGACGGGUACACCAUGGCGUCUGGCGCCGCUGUCUUCAACGCUCCGCUCACGAACGAGCCGUACUCCAAGAUUUCGGGCGACUUCAACCCCAUCCACAUCAACCCGUACUUUGCCGACUACGCAUCUCUGCCGGCUACCAUUACACACGGCCUCUGGUCUAGUGCUGCGACAAGAAAGUUCGUGGAGAACGUUGUGGCGAAAGGAUCCCCGGAGCGCGUUUUGGCCUAUAACGUGUCUUUCGUCGGCAUGGUCAUCCCUGGUGAAGAGUUGACCGUCAAGAUCAAGCACAUCGGCAUGCGCGACGGAAACAUCGUCGUCAACAUUGUCACCGCCAACGAGAACGGCGACAAGGUGCUCGAAGGCUCAGCUGAAGUUUCGCAGCCGACGACAGUGUACGUAUUCACUGGUCAAGGAUCCCAGGAAGCCGGCAUGGGCAUGGAUUUGUACAACUCGUCCCCCGCUGCGCGAGCUGUUUGGGACGGCGCCGACGCACAUCUGCUCGCUGUGUACGGAUUCUCGAUCAUCGAGAUCGUCAAGGACAACCCCAAGGAGAAGACGGUGCACUUUGGCGGUUACAAGGGCCAGGCCAUUCGCCAGCGGUACAUGGACAUGACGUACGACACGACCGACAAGGAUGGCCAUGUCAAGACGCUUCCCCUCUUUGCGGACAUCAACGUCCGGACCCCGAAAUACACCUUCAGCCAUCCGACGGGUCUGCUGUUUGCCACCCAGUUCGCGCAGAUUGCGUUGGUCGUCACCGAGAAGGCCGCCUUCGAAGACAUGCGCAUGAAAGGAUUCGUACAGAAGGAUUGUGCGUUCGCCGGCCACAGUUUGGGCGAGUAUUCGGCUCUGGCGUCGAUUGCUGACGUUCUGGCGAUCUCGGCGCUUGUUGACGUCGUGUUCUACCGUGGUAUCACCAUGCAGCGUGCGGUUGAGCGAGAUGCGCAGAACCGCUCCAACUAUGCCAUGUGUGCGGUCAACCCCAGCCGAAUCAGCAAGACGUUCACCGACGCUGCCCUGAGAGAGGUCGUGGAUUCGAUCGCGACGUUGACUGGGUCCUUGUUGGAGAUUGUCAACUACAACGUCGAGGGACAACAAUAUGUCUGUGCUGGAGAACUCGUCGCGUUGCAGACGAUGACCAACGUUCUCAACUACCUGAAGGUGCAGAAAAUCGACAUCGCCAAGCUCUCCGAACAGUUCACGAUCGAAAAAGUCAAAGAGAUGCUCGGUGAAAUCGUGACCGAGUGCCACAACAAGUCCCUCGCCCAGCAAAAGGCUGAAGGAUACAUCACCCUCGAGCGUGGAUUUGCGACCAUCCCCUUGCCAGGUAUCGAUGUGCCUUUCCACUCCCGGUACUUAUGGGCCGGUGUCAUGCCGUUCAGGGCUUAUCUCUCGAAGAAGAUCAAUGUCGCGGAUCUGAACCCCGACAUGCUGAUCGGCAAAUACAUCCCCAACUUGAUCGCCAUUCCAUUUGCUGUGUCCAAGGAGUACGCGCAGAUCAUCUACGACCAGACCUCUUCUCCACGUCUCGACAAGGUCCUGCAGCACUGGGAUGCAGAGAAAUGGGCUUCCGAGGAACAGAGGCAGAUGCUGGCCUACGUCAUCCUUGUCGAGCUGUUGGCAUACCAGUUCGCGUCGCCUGUCAGGUGGAUCCAGACUCAAGACCGCCUCUUUACGGAGUACAAGUUCGAGCGCCUGAUCGAGCUUGGCCCGAGCCCGACGUUGACUGGAAUGGCGACCAGGACUCUCAAGGCCAAGUACGAGGCCGCCGACGACUCGGUCAGUCGUACCCGAACGAUUCUCUGCCACGCGAAGAACGUGAAGGAGAUCUACUACCAGUUCGAAGACGAGGCCGAGGUCGCUGCCGAGGCUACACCAGCCGCAGUCUCCGAGGCGGCGGCCCCGGCGGUUGCUGCUCCUGUCGCUGUCGCCGCACCGGCUGCUUCCGGGCCGGCUGCUUCCAUCGAAGACGCUCCCAUCAAGUCAAUCGAUAUCCUCGCAGCCAUUGUCGCACAGAAGCUCAAGAAAGGCGUCGCCGAGAUCCCGCUCAGCAAGUCGAUCAAGGACCUCGUCGGCGGCAAGUCAACGCUGCAGAAUGAGAUCCUGGGUGAUCUCCAACUCGAGUUCUCCUCGGCUCCGGAGAAGGGCGAGGAGUUGCCGCUGGAGGAACUGGCGUCUGGGUUGGCUGGCAGCGGUGCCCUGGGCAAGUACACCACUGGACUGGUCUCGCGUGUGGUCGGCGGGAAGAUGCCUGGUGGUUUCAACGUCUCGGCGAUCAAGACCUACCUCGCCAAGAGCUGGGGGCUGGGUCCCGUUCGCGCUGAUGGAGUGCUACUUCUCGGCACGACGAUGGAGCCCCCGAAGCGACUCGGCAACGAGGCUGAGGCCAAGGCGUGGCUGGAUGGUGUUGUCGCGAUCUAUGCUCAGCGCUCCGGCAUCUCUCUGUCUUCAGGCAGUACCGGCGGUGCUGCGGGAUCUGGCGGAAAUGGCGGAGGAGCUGUCAUCAACAGCGAGGAAUUCCUCAAGUUCCAAGCCGAGCAGGAACAGUUUGCCGCGCAGCAAAUCGAGGUGUACAUGCGGUACCUCAAGCGGGACUCGCGCGCCGGCGAGUCGGCCUUGGAUCGUGAGAAGGCGAACUCGGCCGAGCUGCAAACCAAGCUCGACAACAUUGCCAAGGAGCAUGGGGAUGUGUACAUCGACGGGAUUCAGCCACAGUUCGACCCGCUCAAGGCCCGACACUUCGAUUCGUCGUGGAACUGGGUGCGCCAAGAUGCACUCAUGAUGUUCUACGACAUUAUUUUCGGGCGCCUGACGACCGUCGAUCGCGACAUCACGGCGAAGUGUAUCGCGUUGAUGAACAGAGCGGAUCCCGAAUUUUUGGCUUACAUGGAGUACUACAUCGCCAAUGUCGACGCGAGCAAGGGUGAGACGUACAAGCUGGCGAAGCAGUUCGGUCAACAGCUGAUCGACAACGUCCGGGAAGUCGUUGGUGCGGCUCCGUUGUACAAGGAUGUGACCUUCCCCACCGCGCCACACACUGAGGUCACUGCCAAGGGUGAUAUCGUCUACUCCGAGGUCGUGCGCGAGAAUGUCCGCAAGCUCGAGGCCUACGUCGAGGAAAUGGCCAGCGGCGAUCAAGUCUCUGGCUCGGUCAAUAUCAACAAAGUCCAGGAUGACGUCCUCAAGCUCUGGACCGUCGUUAAAUCGCUCCCGGAGAUCACAGAGGACCAGAAGAACCGCAUCAAGGCUCUGUACGAAGGCGUCGUCAAGUCGCUCAACAACCAGAUACCCGAGGUGCCGCGGUCCCGAUCAGGCACGAUCCGCCAGCGUCGGUCGUCCUCCCAAUUCCUGCGUCCGCAAAUCCCCAGCGCGACUGCUGUAUCCGCGGACAAGAUCCCGCUACUGCAUCUCAAGCGCAAAGUGGGCAACACUUGGGAGUUCAGCUCGAACCUCACUGGCGUGUAUCUCGACAUCCUGCACGAGAUCGCCACGUCCGGUACGACGUUCCAAGACAAGAACGCGCUGUUGACGGGCGUCGGCAAGGGCUCGAUCGGUGUCGAGAUCGUGAAAGGUUUGCUCAGUGGCGGUGCGCACGUUGUGAUCACGACUUCGCGUUAUAACCGGUCGACGGUGGAGUACUACCAGUCGAUCUACCAGACGUACGGUAGCAACGGCUCUGCGCUCACAGUCGUGCCGUUCAACCAGGGCUCGAAGCAGGACGUCGAGGCGCUCGUCGACUACAUCUACGCCAACCUGGGGCUCGAUCUCGACUACAUCAUUCCGUUCGCUGGUGUCCCCGAGAACGGCCGCGAGAUCGACGGCCUGGAUGACAAGUCAGAGUUGGCGCACCGCAUCAUGCUCGUGAACUUGUUGCGCAUCCUCGGCGAGGUCAAGAAGAAGAAGGCCAGUCGCCACUUCGUCACGCGCCCGACCCAAGUGAUCUUGCCGCUUUCGCCCAACCAUGGCUUGUUCGGCAACGAUGGUCUGUACUCCGAGUCCAAGAUCUCCCUCGAGACCUUGUUCCAGCGAUGGGCGUCGGAGAGCUGGGGAGAAUACCUGUGUUUGGCUGGUGCAGUCAUUGGGUGGACUCGUGGAACUGGAUUGAUGGCACCGACAAAUAUUGUCGCGCACGAGCUCGAGUCUUAUGGUGUCCGCACGUUCUCGGCUAAGGAGAUGGCAUUCAACAUCCUUGGAUUGAUGCACCCUCUGUUGUUCAGCAUUACGCAAGUCGAGCCGAUCUGGGCCGACCUCAACGGUGGUAUGGACAAACUGCCGGAUCUCGCCGACAUCACCACGCGCAUCAGGUCCGAGCUCAACAAGAAGAGCGAGCUCCGGCGCGCCAUUACUCUCGACAACUCAGCCGAUUUCCAAAUCACCAAUGGUGUCGAGGCCGAGCGGUUGCUGCAGACCGUGAACGUCACACCUCGCGCCAACUUCCGCUACGAGUUCCCCACGCUGCCGGCUUACGAGUCGUACGAGGAUCUGAGCAAGCUGCAGGGCAUGGUCGACCUCGACAAAGUCAUGGUCAUCACUGGCUUUGGAGAAGUCGGGCCGUGGGGUAGUUCGCGCACACGUUGGGAGAUGGAGGCGAGAGGAGAGUUGACGAUCCAGGGCUGCAUUGAGAUGGCCUGGCUGAUGGGUUACAUCAAGCACUUCGACGGCCGCUUGAAGGACGGGUCGUUGUACGUUGGAUGGGUCGACUUCAAGUCCGGCGAGCCCGUCGACGACAAGGACAUCAAAGGCAAAUACGAAAAGGACAUCUUGGAGCAUGCCGGUGUGCGGUUGAUUGAACCCGAGCUUUUCCGUGGAUACGAUCCUAAGAAAAAGGUCUUCAACCAGGAGAUCGAGCUUCUGCACGACUUGGAGCCGAUCGAGGUCACUGAAACCGAGGCGCAAAAGUUCAAGCUCCAGCACGGCGAUAAGUGUGACAUCUGGGCCUCCGGUUCCGGCGAGCAGUGGUUCUUCAAGCUCAAGAAGGGUGCACUGGUGUUCGUGCCCAAGUCGUUCUCGUUCUCGCGGACUGUCGCUGGGCAAAUCCCGACCGGCUGGGACGCGGGCCGAUUCGGUAUCCCGGACGACAUUAUCGCGCAGUGUGAUCGCUCGACGCUCUGGGCGUUGGUCUCGACGACGGAGGCGCUCAACAUGUCGGGCAUCACCGACCCCUACGAGCUGUACAAGUACAUGCACCCGAGUGAAGUCGGAACCUGCAUCGGCAGUGGCAUGGGAGGCACCGUUUCUAUGGCGAAGAUGUUCAAGGACCGAAGAGACGAGAGGGAGAUCCAGAAUGACAUCUUGCAAGAGACGUUCAUCAACACCACUGCUGGAUGGAUCAACCUCCUACUACUAUCUUCGUCUGGACCGGUCAAGAUUCCCGUCGGCGCUUGCGCCACCGCCCUCCAAUCUCUCGAAAUCGCCUGUGACACGAUUCUGUCCGGGAAAGCCAAGGUGAUGCUGGCUGGUGGCUUCGACGAUCUGUCCGAAGAAGGCUCGUACGAGUUCGCCAACAUGAAGGCGACGAGCAACGCGGAGACCGAGUUCGCCAUGGGUCGCGAGCCUACUGAGAUGUCGCGGCCAGCGACGUCGACUCGGUCUGGGUUCAUGGAGUCUCAGGGAACAGGCGUGCAUGUCGUCAUGAGCGCCAAGACGACGAUGGAGCUCGGGUGCCCGAUCCGGGGUGUGUUGGCGUUCACGUCGACCUCUACCGACAAAGCUGGUCGCUCGAUUCCCGCACCAGGGUUGGGCCCGCUAACGGUUGCUCGCGAAGUCCCCAGCAAGAACCCGCUGCCGAUCCUUGACCUUGCUUACCGCGCCCGGCACCUCGCAUUCCGGCGCAAACAGAUCUCGGAGUGGCUCGAACAUGAGCACGGCCAGUUGCAGGACGAGCUGGCAUUCCGCAAGGAGCAGGGUGAAGCUGUCGACGAAGAGUACUUUGCCUCCCGAGUUUCGGACAUCGAGAAGGAGGCUGCUCGUCAGGAUAAAGACGCGCUGGGGCUUUACGGGAUGCUCGAAGGCUCCGACCCGCGCGUUUCCCCGCUGCGGCGCGCGUUGGCUGUCUGGGGUCUCACGGGCGAUGACAUCGGCGUGCUGUCCAUCCAUGGAACGAGCACCAAGGCCAACGAGAAGAAUGAAACCCGUAUCUGGAACGAUAUCUUCACUUCGUUAGCGAGGACACCAGCGAAUGCCGUGCCGAUCAUGGCGCAGAAGAGUCUCGUCGGACAUUCCAAGGGUGGAUCGGCUGCUUGGCAGAUGGCUGGGUUGGUGCAGACCGUGGCAAGCGGUAUCAUUCCCGGGAACAGGAACAGCGACAACGUCGACGCUAUAUUCCGUGACCGAACAUACUUGAUGUUCCCGUCGAAGACCAUCCACACCGACGGCAUCAAAGCUGGUGUCAUGUCCUCAUUUGGUUUCGGCCAAGUCGGUGGUAUCGCCCUCAUCCUCAACCCCCGAUACGUGUUUGCCACCAUCUCCGAGUCGGCCUACUCGUCGUACAAGACACGCCAUGAAGUGCGGGCACUGCAGUCGUACAAGGCGAUGAGCGAGAUGAUGAUCAAGAACUCGCUGGUGCGCAUCAAAGAACAUCCACCGUACCCGCUAGAACUCGAGGCACCGGUGCUGCUCAACCCCUUGUCCCGAGCGGCGAUGAAUGUCAAGACCGGGUCGUACGAGUACGCCAAGGCGCCGUCAACAACCAUUCCGAUGGACACUGCUAACGUUUCUGCCCUCGCCGAGUCCCUCGCUUCGUCGUCUUCCGCCGCCGGCGUGCUCGGUGUCGGUGUCGACCAGGAGCUCAUCUCCGCCGUACCCUCGUCGAACUCGACAUUCGUCGCACGCAACUUCUCUGCGACCGAGAUUGCUUACUGUCGCUCGCAGCCGUCUCCGGCAUCGUCCUUCGCCGCACGCUGGGCCGCGAAGGAGGCAGUGUUCAAGUCGCUGGGCGUCAAGUCCUCCGGUGCGGGCGCGGCCAUGCGCGAGAUCGAGAUCGUCAGCGAGGAUGGCACGGGCAAGCCUCUUGUCAAGCUGUCCGGCGAGGCCAAGGCCAAGGCAGACGAGAAGGGUGUCAAGAACGUGCUUGUGUCUUUGAGCCAUUCCGAAACCGUGGCGAUUGCGUUCGCUCAGGCUGUUGGGGCAUGAUGACGCUCCUGUUACUGCUUUUCCGCACUACACAUUCAUAUCGAUAUAAUAGACGCAUGUUUCCAAUAUAUUUCUCAUUGUUUUCUGGACCCCGGUACUGGUCGUGACGACCAAUAACCUUGAACGGCCGAACAAGAGUAGAGAGAUCGUGAGAAUCUAUUCUGGAUGAGCUGGCUGUUUCGUGCCUUACUUGCAUUUGG